GGGUGACCUAAACCAACACUGUCGCCCUAUAAAAGUCAGGGCUCUAUUCGGCGGACCCAGGAGAAGGUAGGCAGAGAGGAAAGCACUAAGACGACAAAGAGCCAAGGAGAGCCAGUGGAAAUGCAGAAUCUUCCGGCUCUACUGCUGCUCUGUGUGGCCGUGUGCUCAGCCUAUCCAGUGGACAGAGCCGCAGAGGACAAGGACAGCAACAUGGACCUCCUUCAGCAAUACCUAGAGAACUACUACGACCUCGCCAAGGAUGUGAAACAGUUCGUCAGAAGAAGGGACAGCGGACCUGUCAUUAAAAAAAUCCGAGAAAUGCAGAAGUUCCUCGGGUUGGAGGUGACAGGGAAGCUGGACCCUGACACUCUGGCGAUGAUACGCAAGCCCCGGUGCGGCGUUCCCGACGUGGGCCAGUUCACCACCUUCCCUGGCCUGCCGAAGUGGAGGAAAACGCACCUCACCUACAGGAUUGUGAAUUAUACACUGGAUUUGCCGAGAGAGGCUGUUGACUCUGCCUUUGAGAAGGCUCUGAAAGCCUGGGAGGAGGUGACACCACUUACUUUCUCCAAGAUUUACGAAGGAGAGGCUGACAUAAUGAUCUUUUUUGCAGUUAGAGAUCAUGGAGACUUUAUCCCUUUUGAUGGACCUGGAAAUAUUUUGGGUCAUGCCUACGCGCCGGGGCCCGGCAUUAAUGGAGACGCUCACUUUGACGAUGAUGAGCAGUGGACAAAGGAUACAUCAGGGACCAACUUAUUCCUCGUUGCUGCUCAUGAACUCGGCCAUUCCCUGGGUCUCUAUCACUCGGCCGACCCCACAGCUUUGAUGUAUCCCGUCUACAACCCACGCACAGACCUGACCCGCUUCCGCCUUGCCCAAGAUGAUGUGAAUGGCAUCCAGUCCCUGUAUGGACCUCCCCCUAUGUCAUCCCCUGAUGGCCCCGCGGGGCCCACGGAAUCUGUGCCUCCAGAACCUGGGACACCAGCCACGUGCGAUCCUGCUUUGUCCUUCGAUGCCGUCAGCUCUCUGAGGGGAGAAAUCCUGUUCUUUAAAGACAGACAUUUUUGGCGCAAAUCCCUCAGGACGCCUGAACCUGGGUUUUAUUUGAUCUCCUCGUUUUGGCCAUCUCUACCUUCGGGCUUGGAUGCCGCAUACGAAGAGACUAGCAAGGAUAUCGUUUUCACUUUCAAAGGAAAUCAGUUCUGGGCCAUCAGAGGAACCGAGGUACAAGCAGGUUAUCCGAAAGGCAUCCACACCCUGGGUUUUCCUCCGAGCGUAACGAAAAUAGAUGCUGCUCUUUUUGAUAAGGAAAAGGAGAAAACAUACUUCUUUGUAGAGGACAAAUACUGGCGAUUUGAUGAGACGAUACAGUCCAUGGAGCCAGACUUUCCCAAGAAAAUAGCAGACGACUUUCCAGGGGUUGACUCGAAGGUUGAUGCUGCUUUUGAAGCAUUUGGGUUUUACUAUUUCUUCAGUGGAUCUUCGCAGUUGGAGUUUGACCCCAACGCAAAGAAAGUGACACACGUGUUGAAGACCAACAGCUGGUUGAACUGUUGACGUGUCUAGAAGCACCACGUGGGCAUUUGAAGCGAAGCCGAUGAUUCUUCACCCGAGUCUCUGUGAACCGACACGGUUCGCUUCCUGCUGCACAUGCACUGACAGAGCACGAGGAUAAGCUGCGUGUCUGGCCGGUCAGCCUCACCUAUGACGGGCCCUUCGAGCAGGCUGCUCGGCGCGCACUCGGGUCACACGGAGCAGCUUCCCCAGGAGAAGGGAGAGCACUCGUGUGCGAGACGACUGACUGUAUAUAGACUGUUUGCUUGUUAUUUAAUAAAGACGAUCAGCCAGUU
Molecule: messenger RNA, 1850 nt
Organism: Acinonyx jubatus (cheetah)
Lineage: Eukaryota; Metazoa; Chordata; Mammalia; Carnivora; Felidae
Product: stromelysin-1
Exons: 10
Coding region: 121-1557 (478 amino acids)
Biological process (GO): extracellular matrix organization; collagen catabolic process; proteolysis
Cellular component (GO): extracellular matrix
Molecular function (GO): metalloendopeptidase activity; zinc ion binding
Source: RefSeq, a predicted model, not a curated record